This is a messenger RNA of Malaya genurostris, 3035 nucleotides long. RefSeq lists its product as uncharacterized. The transcript is spliced from 7 exons. Gene Ontology annotation, molecular function: guanyl-nucleotide exchange factor activity. Gene Ontology annotation, cellular component: cytoplasm. The coding region runs from base 71 to 3010 and encodes 979 amino acids. The record is from RefSeq and is a predicted model, not a curated record. Gene Ontology annotation, biological process: axon guidance. NCBI's taxonomy places the organism in Eukaryota, Metazoa, Arthropoda, Insecta, Diptera, Culicidae.
UUGAGCACAGAAGACGGAAGUUCGUGGUUCGUCCAAUGUUUUUUAGUUUUUAUUUUGCUCUCAAAGUGUGAUGAGUGCCCGGUACAAAAGCCUUACAGAAUUAUUGCAAUCGGUUUCAAGGGAAAAUGUCGAAACUGUCACCUCGGAGUCCAAGCCGAAUAGAUAUCUGAAAAAGGAAAAUGAAAAACGGUUUAGCGUUCGGAAGCUGGCGCAACGAUUCGAGGCCAGUGCCAGUGAGCAUUUCGAACGCACCAUCAGUGGACGGUUUUCAUCGAAAGGGAAAAAAUCGAAAAUCUCCAAAGAAAAUGAAGAGGCUGACGCGAAUCCAGCAGAAAAGUGUUCAUCAUCAACGACUUGGUAUCUGGAGAGCGAUAAGAUAACCAAAGAUAGCGAUGAACGUGAAAUCGUCCUACAAUCACACAGGCUGGAACUGCAACUCGAAACUGAGGACGAUCUGUUCGGCCGGAUAUCUCUCCCUGAUUCUGCGGACCUAUGUGAGAGCUAUAACGAGUUUAUAUACCUUGGGCUGACAAAACAAAAUGCAGAUUAUUUAAACAGUUACGACUCCGACUUUGAAGAAACGGAUAGCAGUGACAACCACGUUGAAACUAGUAACACCUUACUGGCACUGAAAUAUCCAGGAGAUUACAUUCACUAUCUGAUCUUUGGCUAUUAUCAGUCAUUGCCUACGGAAAGCUAUGAUAUUUCAUUACACAAUGAGAAUGACGACGGUGAAUUGGAAAAUUAUAAAGAAUCGGAAAGGAAUGACGUCAUCAGCUCAACGGUCCUGCCAACUGUUAUUGGUGAAAAAAAUCCUAAAUUGACGUACUUGAUAGAAGAGUUACUCGAUACGGAACGUAAUUACAUCAACACCCUGGAAAAAGGUAUCUCCACGUACAUCAAAGGCGUAUUCUAUAGGGUUCCCAUCCCUACGGAUCUAGUCAACAUGAAAUACCAUCUGUUUGGGAACAUCGAAUACAUCCAUCAAUUUCACAAAUCGAUUCUGUUACCUAAACUAGUCGGCUGUGGUAAGGAUGUCAGUAAAAUUGCGGAUGUUUUCAUCAAGUACUUGGAAAAUGACUCAUUCUACGGCUACGUGCUCUACUCCCUUUACCAUCCAAAAUCCCAGCGACUGUGUGAACAGUUUGCUCGUUUUUUCGAGGAUCACCAAAACUACAGCGGUGACAAGCUAGGGGUUAAAAGUUUUAUCCUGCAACCCAUUCAACGACUUCCUCGCUACCUUCUACUGCUGAACAAUCUUGGAAAGGCUCUUCGACCAAACGAACCAUCUUCGGAUGACGAUUGUAUUGUAAUACAGUAUCAGCGGGUGCGAAAGGCGGAAAGUGAACUACAAAAUUUUAUUAACACUAUGAACGAUUCUAUGGAAGUUAACGAAAUCGAAGAAUGUGAGAACACCGAAGAAGAUGAGAUCGAGAUGGGAUUCGGUGUACCGAAACCGAUAACAGUGCUGCGGGAACAAAACAGUGAAAACCAAAUACUCUUUCUGUAUCCCAAGGAUCAUGAGAACCCAGAGCGGAGUAGACCGAUCAACCUGCUACACCAAGGAAAGUUCAAAAAAGUAUUUCCAGUAUUCUUGCAUGACAUUCGGUUAGGACGUCAAUACCCAGGCAAACUGUUCAUUUUCGAGCGAAGCAUUAUUUACACAGAACAGCUAAAACUCCAUCUGCUCAGUUAUCGAGGUCAUUUCGACCAGCAGGAAGUCAGUUACGAUUUCAGUAAUCAACAAAUACUGAAAAUCAUAUCGGAGAAAGAUAAUCGUCAUACAGUCAACGUCAAGGUCGACAUUCAAAAUCCCGGCGCUACUAAUUUGGCUGUGAUAGUUGACCUUCUGCAAUCAAUGAUAGUAAGGCAUCGGAAGAAGGAAGGCUUUAUUAUUGAAAGCACCGAACUAACGAUUAUUAGAAACACCAUGUUGAAUCGUUUCAGCAGCAACCGAAGUAGUAUGUCAAGUUUGACAAGCAGUUGCAGCUAUUACAACACCUAUGGGCCGGAGAGUAUUCCGGAGGAUUCAGUGUAUCAGCAAGUGGAAUGCAAUGAAAAUGCUUCAUCAGUCGAACAUAUUCUAAGUUUUCACCAUUAUUACCAGAAAGCUUUGAAAGAUAAUGUUGAAUUUUAUAUAUGCUGCCUUCCGAGUGAUGUGCGACAGCAACUGACGGGUCUUAACGAGAUUAUUCUUGAAAUGCUCAAAAUUCAAAACUGCUUGAAUUAUCGUUUGUUCGAAGAUGACCACGACGAAGACCUGGCUUCCAGAUCGGAAAUAAACAUCCUCUGUGAUAUCUUCCAUGACAGUCUCAAGCAAUCGGAUUUUGAAAUUUUCCUCCGAUAUGUCGAGAAAUCAAAAGGCGCCGAAGCUAUUUUGAUGAGCUUUGAACAGUACUUCACAGGACAACCGAGGGAAAAUGAUACGAUCUGUUUGUCGAUCGAUGCGUUUCUGUUUCUACCCGUGGAAUAUGUGAACCGAUGCUACGAGUUCUUCGAUGCGGUUUGGAACGAUGUGAAUGGCAUCGAUGAAGAAGUGACUCUCAGGAAUACGGUGCUACAUUACAAGAUCAAGUUUAUUCACAGCCAGCUCUCUUUGCUACGACAGCGAGUCAAUGAAAAUUAUUACAUCCGACAGCUGAUCAUGGACACUGAGUUCUUGAACGAAAUCGGACUGGUACAAUACUCCGAAACGGUGAAACUGGAAGGUUCCUACUCGAGUUAUCGAUUAUUUCUAAUGAAAACAGGUUUGCUUUGCAUGAAAAUCAAAGCUGAAAAGAAUAAUCAGCCGGAAAGCUACAGCAGUGUAACAUUCUACUGCCCCUACACCAAAACAACGGCGAGAAAUAGUCUCCGAAGCUCCACGAGAUGGUCAGUUUACUUGGAUGGUCGCAAAACAACGUUGAAUUUCGGAAACAAGCAGGCACGGCAUUUAGUAAAUAGUCGGUACAUCACACUGGCGGGGCAAAUGCGCGUGAAAAAACGAUCGUUCUUCAAAUCUUCCGACUGAUAAAAAUAAAUGUGAUAAAAUUCUA